AUGACAAUGAGCAGCUUCUCAGCGUUGGAGGCGGAAUGUUUGCAUCAAUUUGGAGUGGCACCGAGAAAGGUAGAGUGUAGAGGAUGUUGUAUAAGACUGACUUGGCUGCGGGACCUAAAAGAAAACAUUCAGUUGACUGAUGACUUAAGUAUACAGAGGUACGUGAAGUGCCAUAUUAUGUUGCUGAUCGGGACGAUCUUGUUUGGGGAUAAAUCUGGGGCAGGUGUGCACUGGAAGUUUCUACCCUUGCUUCGUGACUUUGCCAGUAUUGGACAAUAUAGUUGGGGUUCGGCUUGCCUUGCACACCUCUACAGGGGGCUAUGCAGGGCAUCUCGUUAUAAUUGUAAGGAAAUAGAUGGUCCAAUAACACUUUUGCUUGCUUGGGCUUGGCUCCGACUGCCAUAUCUGUCGCCGAUCCCGAGAGAGCCCCACAGCUUUCCAUUAGCCAACAGGUGGCGUAACUGGGAGCGUGGUGAUCGACGAUAUAGGUAUUUGAAUCUAGCUCACUUUAGGAAGGCCUUUGAUGAACUCCAGGAAGGCCAGUUUGUGUGGGUUGCGUAUGCUGUGGAUCGCGUGAACCCGAACAUAAUUCCUCCUGAGAUCUAUAUGCAAUCGGUUGUGUGGUCUGCUACUGUUCCGUUGGUGUCAUUUGAAUGUAUCGAGUGGCAUGCUACCGACAGGUACAGGCGACAGUUUGGUUUGGUUCAGGACGUACCUCAGCAGGAGCAGAGUCUUGACAAGGCGCAUGGAGAAGUACUGACUGGUCCUAAGAAUCUUAACUGGGCCACAACGCCGACUCAUUCAAAUUGGGUUAUGCAUUGGACAAACAGGUAUAACUACGUUCUUUCUGAGCUUCCCAUGCCUUCACAGCAUCCGUUGGAAACUUAUAUGUACUGGUACCAGUCAGAAUAUGGCAACCACUUGAACUUGUCGAAUCUUGUGGGUCAAGAAAGUGAUGACGAUAACCAGGAUAUGGAUGAGGGUAAUCAGGAUAUGGAUGAUGGUGGCGAGGUCGGUGCCGCCUCCUAG
Molecule: messenger RNA, 1029 nt
Organism: Arachis stenosperma
Lineage: Eukaryota; Viridiplantae; Streptophyta; Magnoliopsida; Fabales; Fabaceae
Product: serine/threonine-protein phosphatase 7 long form homolog
Exons: 4
Coding region: 1-1029 (342 amino acids)
Biological process (GO): meristem development; meristem maintenance
Source: RefSeq, a predicted model, not a curated record